Molecule: messenger RNA, 1659 nt
Organism: Cladophialophora carrionii CBS 160.54
Lineage: Eukaryota; Fungi; Ascomycota; Eurotiomycetes; Chaetothyriales; Herpotrichiellaceae
Exons: 2
Coding region: 1-1659 (552 amino acids)
Source: RefSeq, a predicted model, not a curated record
AUGGCGGGAAUAGUUGCCCCAGGAUCGACGACUGCGGUGGUGAAUGGGGCGCGGUCGCAGUUCGAUGCAAACACGACCGCCAACAAGAGUCGCCCAAACGGCGCCCGCCAAAACUCGUCAGGUUCCACGCGUUCACCAUUAUCGACAUUGGCCCCCAAUCGCAAAGAAAGCGGCAGUGUCAACGGACGUGUGGCUCCCCACAGCAGGGUUGAAGAGCUGGGUCAACGAGACGCGAGUCUAAUACGUAGUGGGAGCGAGCCGGACAGCCUACUGGAACUCUACAAGAGCAACCCCAGCAGCGGCAAUGUCAGUCAGCACCAGCCGGACAAUGACAUCCCCGAGAACAUGUACCGGCCGACCGAGGACGAUCCCGAGGGCUGGAUUCACAGAGACAAACUGGCCAAAAUCGAAAGUGAAGAACUCCAAGCCGCAGGUAUCAACCUGGCAAAGGCUAGGAGGAAUACCGGCAAGAGUGCGCAAAGUGGGCAGAGAGACACAAGCCGGGGUCGACGAAGUGACGACCGCAGCAAUUCCGAGCUUCGCAGAGGCGACACGGAAGACUCCACAAGACCGCGACUCGCAGAAGAACCGGUGCAAGAAGCAGAGGAGGAUGAAAGAUCCCAUUGGGACCUGCGCACACCCGAAGAGAUUGCAGCCGAAGCCUCAUCAUCACCGAUAUACUCGAACCCGGUACUCAGAAAGUCCGGUUCAAAGAUACCGGUGUUGACAUCGAGUCCUUUGCCGAUAGCACAAGAGAGGAUUGAACGGGACACGCCGCUGGUCCGGAAGCGUACCAUUAGUAACAGUAUGACACCGGAAGACGGCAUCCCCGUGCUGAAGAUCAAGAUGCGAAGAGGAAGUACCGGGAGUCAACCUUUGCAGGACGAAGGCGAUUCUUCUUUAUUGCCGACACCUACUACAUCUAGACUACUGACGCCCAAAGCAUCAUCACCCACAAAAGGCCGACCCAAACCUGCGACGGGCCAAGGCUCACCGCCCAAUACAUCGUCGGGCCGGAAGACAUCCGGCACAAUCAGGAAACCAUCGACAGGCACCAAACCUGCCGGCACACCCACACCAGGUCAAAGACCAGGGACAAGAUCUGGAGAACUCGAUCGCCCGCGGACGGCGGUCAACCGACCAGAGGGCGAUCCACCGUGGCUCGCAACCAUGUACAAGCCCGAUCCUCGGCUCCCUCCCGAAGAACAGAUCAUACCGACGCAUGCACGAAGACAACAACAAGCCCAAUGGGAAGACGAAGGUGCCGUGCCACGGACAUACGACCGAAACUUUUCACCUCUGGCGAUCCAUACGGGCAACGGACAGAUCAAGUCACCUUCGGCAGUCAGUCCUCCGUCCUCGCCCCCACCCGAACAACAGGGGACAGGCGAGGACGGUGGCAAUGCGUGGCCUCUGAAACCGGUGCCAAGCAUAAGAAACUCUGGCAGUGGCAGCAUCAGGCCCGGCACUGGAGGCAGCGCGAAUGGUGGAUACAGCACCAUGCCCAGAGUGACAAAUCCGGUACAAAGUCCCAGGAUGGGAAGCAUUACAUCUGUGCCUACGCAACCGCCUCCCAGGAUGCAAGUGCAGCGAAUGCAGGACGCCGGUACCGAGGAGAAAGUGAAAGAGAAGAGUUGUGGGUGCUGCGUGGUCAUGUGA